Molecule: messenger RNA, 968 nt
Organism: Linum trigynum
Lineage: Eukaryota; Viridiplantae; Streptophyta; Magnoliopsida; Malpighiales; Linaceae
Source: the annotation of a GenBank genome assembly
CGUACGAUUACGCGAUGGACGAAACGAUCAUCCAUCAAUAAUGAACGAUGACUAGCUGGUCUUUGGAAAAGAGUAAUAAAAGACAGCAACAGGUAGGAAGAAGUGUAGUGGUUGAAAAAUAGGGGGUGAUGAAACGCAAGAGAAAUCUUGACUUUGGGUUGAUUUCACUCUAUAAAAUUUUGCAUCUUUGCCCCUAAAACCAGUCAAGACAACUAUCCUUCUCCCAUUUCUCUCCCAGUUAAGACACAGCUGAUCAGCCAGAGAACCAAACAAAAUGGACAAGUUCAAGAUGGCGGAAUCUGCAGGUGGGCAUCCACUGUUCAGCUGCAGGAACUGCAGAACUCCUCUUGCCUUCCAUGCUGAUCUCCUCUCUAAGAAGUUCAAGGCAAAAUCAGGGCAAGCUUACAUGUUCUCUCAUGUGAUGAAUGCGGUGUUGGGGCAAAAGGAAGAGAAGCAGCUGAUGACUGGAGUGUUCACCAUUGCCAGCAUCUACUGCAGCCGCUGCGGCGAGGGGCUGGGCUGGAAGUAUGUUCUUGCCCAUGAUAUGAAGCAGAAGUACAAGGAAGGCAACUUCAUACUCGAGAAAUCCAAGCUUGCCAAAGAAUACUGAUCCCAGACCCGCAAUGCUAUAUAUCUGCAGGCUGCAGCUAGCUACUUCUGUCAAAGAGUUUUCUAGUGUAAUAAAGCAAAUACAACAACGCUACUGUCAAACCCAGCAGCCCUGGUGGUUAUGUAUGAUGGUUAUCAGUGCUAAAAAAAAUGGGUGGUAUAAUUCAUGGGUUUGAAGUUUGCACAAGAUUGAAUAUCACGUGUUUUGACAAAUGAGGGUCGUCGGGGUUCGUACAUCAAUUCGUACGGAAGACACACCACAAUCACAUAAUGCUCUGAUAUCAUGUCAAAUGAUAACAUGUGAAUAUGCUACUAUUGUAUUACACACUCUAGAUUUAAAGCCGCAAAUCGUAUUGGUG